Messenger RNA from Trematosphaeria pertusa, 1968 nucleotides. Its product is annotated as homeobox-domain-containing protein. The transcript is spliced from 4 exons. Gene Ontology annotation, biological process: regulation of transcription by RNA polymerase II. NCBI's taxonomy places the organism in Eukaryota, Fungi, Ascomycota, Dothideomycetes, Pleosporales, Trematosphaeriaceae. The record is from RefSeq and is a predicted model, not a curated record. Gene Ontology annotation, molecular function: DNA-binding transcription factor activity, RNA polymerase II-specific; RNA polymerase II transcription regulatory region sequence-specific DNA binding. Bases 131 to 1777 code for a protein of 548 amino acids.
UCGCUCGUUGCAAGCCUGAGCCGAUUGUCCGAUAGGAUCGCAGGAUCUCUAAGGGCAGUGCAUCGAGGAGCUGGUUCAGCCACAAACCAACACUAUCUCAACUUCCCAGAACCCGUCCUUGAAGGUGCCAAUGGUGGACGGAAACCUCUUCAUUCCGCUCUCUCCGCCUAGCUCGCCGCGCAUGUCUGCGUACAGCACGACUCCCGCAGAUAACGAGUGGCAAUCAUCGGAUCUCAAGUCUCUGGACACUACCUCCGCGCACUCUGACGGCGACAUGGCAUUGCUCCAAGCAGAAGUCUCUGCCCACAACUUCGAUCUGAAGCGGCCCUUGCUUCGGACACACAAGAGCUUCCCCUAUACUCUGGACAGCAAACACCACCACAGCAAUGGCGCAGACUCUCCAUCACGGGAACGCAUCAGCAUGAGCAACAUCGACGAGGUCGACUCGAGUGAGAUGCCAACCGUGACCUUUGGAGGUUCAGCGCCGGCAAGCCCUGUGUCAAGAUUGACGCCUCCGUCGCCUCAUGACGCGGUCAACGGGGAGAAGAACGAGCCCCAGGGCGAUGAGAUCAUCACUGAGGACAUGGAUGAGAAGAGCGGCGAGGAUGGGGUCAAGGAAGAAGAGAAAGCCCCCAUGACAGCUGCAGAACUGCGUGCACAGAAGCGUAAGAUGAAGAGGUUCAGACUCACGCACAACCAAACCCGGUUCCUCAUGAGCGAAUUUGCCCGGCAAGCUCAUCCUGAUGCUGCUCAUCGAGAACGGUUAGCCCGCGAGAUUCCCGGCCUCAGCCCGAGACAAGUGCAAGUCUGGUUCCAGAACAGGCGAGCAAAGCUCAAGCGACUAACUAGCGACGACCGCGAACGCAUGAUGCGGUCGAGGGCUCUGCCGGAUGACUUCGACAUGGCACAAGCACUCCACUCGCCUUUCGGCAGCACCCACGGACUGGGGACUCCUCUGGCUUCUCCUGGAUCGUACCAGCCCAGUUUCCCUGAAGGAAACAUGAUGCGUCCUCUGAGCAUCGACACCCUGCGGCGAGGGCCGGUUGACUCCCACAUCUCCCCCACCGGAAUCAGCCCUGCCUUUGGUGGCUUCACCUUCACACCACCCCAGUCGGCAACUGAUACCCUUUCUCCAGUAUCAAACCACGAAGGCUCUCCUUUCGGCUUUCCUUCUGCGCCUCUUGAUACCAGCCCGAGGACAUCGAACCCUUUCUCCUCAUCAGUCAGCGCUUCCCCGGCCUAUGCUGCGCACCAUAACAUCCCUCGUCUGUCUCUACAUGCCGACCGCAUUGCAAGGUCUCGUGCGGAAUCCUUAUCGUCACCUCUCAGAGCCAGCAUGAGCGCUUAUACAAAUGGUCACGACAACAGCUUCAACGGUUCUAACGAUUCUGGCAACCACAUGCCAUACGGCAUUGGCUAUUCCUACUCUCCAGUACCCGGCUUUCAAGCCGCCAGCGCUUCAAGGAUGCGCUCCUUCUCGAGCAGCGUCCCACGACGCAUUGAACUGAGCACUCACUACACACCUAGUCGCAGCGCGACCACACCCCAAACGGCCACCUUCCCGACCUACACAAGCUCCCCACUUAUAACGCCCCAAAGCUACUCCAUGCCUCAAAUGAGUGCGCCCCACCACAUCACGACCUUCCCGAACUCGUACUUGCGAAACGACAAUGGCCAGUCGGAUCAGUACUCGUCCGGCUCUAUUCUGGGAGAAGUGAUGGAGAACUCCAAUCACGAUAACGACGACCAGAACGACCAGAUAUCACAGUCGUAUUGAGCGUUUCGGAUUUUGGCGAGCGGCGUUAAACUUGUCGGACCACCACGAGGGCGUGGACUCCGGGGCGGGCUUGUUGCUGGAUUUGGGAAAAAUUCAAGAUGAUUAUGAGACUACGGAACUUUGCGCUAUAUGGAGACCGGAUGUUGGGAAUCGCGAAUGCCCCCCACCCAACUGUAUGACCUGACGGCUCU